GGCCUUCGCGGUUUCCAUAUCCUCCUCAAGACCUAUCAAAAUGGCCACUACUCUCCCCAAGGACAUCUCCAGGCUCGGUCAAGAAGUUAAACUCUUCGGCAAGUGGGAUACUCAGGAUGUUGAGGUGAAGGAUAUCUCCCUCACGGACUACAUCCAAGUCCGCCAUGCCGUCUAUCUCCCUCACACGGCUGGUCGUUACGCCAAAAAGCAGUUCAAGAAGGCGCAGAUGCCCAUUGUCGAGCGAUUGGUUGACAGCUUGAUGAUGAAGGGCCGCAACAACGGCAAGAAGCUCAUGGCCGUUCGCAUUGUUGCACACGCAUUCGAAAUCAUCCACCUCCUCACCGACCAGAACCCCAUUCAAGUUCUGGUCGACGCCAUCGUCAACACUGGACCCCGAGAGGAUUCCACCCGUAUCGGAUCGCAGGGUACCGUUCGUCGUCAGGCCGUCGAUGUGUCCCCCCUCCGCCGGGUCAACCAAUCCAUCUCCCUGCUUACCAUCGGUACACGUGAAUCCGCUUUCCGCAACGUCAAGUCAAUCGCUGAGUGCCUGGCUGACGAACUUAUCAACGCCGCCAAGGGAUCGUCAAACUCAUAUGCUAUCAAGAAAAAGGACGAGCUCGAGCGUGUGGCCAAGUCCAAUCGGUGAUUUACCGUAUUUGUUUUUGGUUCUGCUGGUUCAUCAAGCAAAGGGGGGAGCGACGCCUUUUACAAUUGUCACCUUUUUUUGACUUUAUUGCAUGUUUGCCCACUCAUGACUUCUCCAUGCUGCCUGUUUAACUACAUGCCAAAACCGUUAUGCUCC
Messenger RNA from Laccaria bicolor S238N-H82, 802 nucleotides. RefSeq names its product 40S ribosomal protein S5. Gene Ontology annotation, cellular component: cytosolic small ribosomal subunit; ribosome. NCBI's taxonomy places the organism in Eukaryota, Fungi, Basidiomycota, Agaricomycetes, Agaricales, Hydnangiaceae. The record is from RefSeq and is a predicted model, not a curated record. Gene Ontology annotation, biological process: translation; ribosomal small subunit assembly. Bases 41 to 646 code for a protein of 201 amino acids. Gene Ontology annotation, molecular function: structural constituent of ribosome; rRNA binding; mRNA binding. The transcript is spliced from 6 exons.